Salvelinus fontinalis (brook trout) is the source of this 4538-nucleotide messenger RNA. Its product is annotated as RNA-binding protein with multiple splicing-like. The coding region runs from base 370 to 951 and encodes 193 amino acids. The transcript is spliced from 9 exons. The record is from RefSeq and is a predicted model, not a curated record. Lineage: Eukaryota; Metazoa; Chordata; Actinopteri; Salmoniformes; Salmonidae. Gene Ontology annotation, molecular function: mRNA binding.
GAUGGGAGAACUUUCCUCGUCAAGGUCUGCCUUGCCGUAGUGCAGUUAAAUGAAUAGUUAUUUUCAUCUCACUCCUCCGGGCGCGCAGUGGUUCUGGAAAGAUUUCCUAGGAAUAUUACAUUCUAAUGAGGAAUAUGUCGUCGUGUUAACGGGUUAUCUAGAUCUAUAUCCAGAACCAUUUCAAUAUUUAUCAGUUUAUCUGUGAGUUGACUUUUAACAUUGACUUAUUUUAUUAAUGCCGGGAAACUAGUAAAAAAGCUAGAGGUACAAUAGGACAGCGUUCGGCACACGGCUUGUUCUUCUGUUUUCUCCGGAGAAGGAUAGAACCAAACAAAAGGCGGUCCAAGAUAAAGAGAUAACUGUCUCAGAAUGAAUAACAAUACUGAGAAAGAGAACGAAUCGAAUGAAUUCACCAGUCACGAAGAGGAGGUCCGCACAUUAUUUGUCAGCGGACUACCUCUGGAUAUAAAGCCGCGAGAGCUGUAUCUCCUGUUCAGACCAUUUAAGGGUUAUGAGGGAUCAUUGAUAAAACUCACCUCAAAACAGCCAGUGGGGUUUGUCAGCUUUGACAGCCGAUCAGAGGCAGAAGCUGCCAAGAAUGCCUUGAACGGUGUCCGCUUCGACCCGGAGAUCCCCCAGACUCUGCGGCUGGAGUUUGCCAAAGCCAACACCAAGAUGGCCAAGAACAAGCUGGUGGGCACUCCUAACCCUCCUCCCUCCCAGCAGAGCCCUGGCCCACAGUUCAUCAACAGAGACCCAUAUGAGCUCACAGUACCCGCUCUAUACCCUGGCGGCCCAGACAUGUGGGCGUCAUACCCACUGUACCCGGCGGAACUGUCGCAAGCCCUCCCUCCUGCUUUCACCUACCCCUCCUCACUCCACACUCAGAUUCGCUGGCUCCCUCCUGCAGAUGGAACUCCCCAGGGAUGGAAGUCCAGGCAGUUCUGUUGAGGUUCAUGAUGUGUGAUGGUGGCCACGGUCGGCCUUGAUGGUGUUGCUGGCGGUUCUCAUGUCCAAACCAGGAGGAUUCCUGACCUUGUUUACCGCACAGUGGACCGUUGGCAACAACAACCUCAUGGGCCUCAGGACAUUCCAGACCCAAGCCGCCAUCACACAUCAGCCCCCCCCUGCUACAACCUCCCUUUUUAUACUGUUACAUACUCAAGAAUUACUGAUGCCACUUUGGUUCCAGUCCAAUACAUAAGACCUUAUGAUGCCUUAUGAGAAUGACACAGUCUAAACAUACAGGCUUAUGUUCCAAUAUCCCUGCUAGCACACACACUACCGGUCAAACGUUUGGGGUCACUUAGAAAUGUCCUUGUUUUUGAAAGAAAAACACAUAGCCGUUUCCAGCUACAAUGGUCAUUUGCAACAUUAACAAUAUCUACACUGUAUUUCUGAUCAAUUUGAUGUUAUUUUAAUUUCUUCUUCUUUUCUUUCAAAAACAAGGACAUUUCUAAAGUGACCCCAAACUUUUGAACGGUAAUGUAUGUAUGCUAGUGUGCUUAUUGGAACAUAACCACUAAAAACCUUCAUUGACAUUCAUCAAACCUUUUUUUUUUUUAUUGGUAUGAGCCCAUACACGUAUGUAUUACUUUAAAAUACAUUCAAGAGUGCAAAGUUUGGCCAUAUCAGUUGGGGAUGAAAUGUUUCUGAAUGUACACCUGUGUGAGUGCAAGGCCUAUGCAGGCAUUUUGAAAGUCUUAUGUAAAAGAGGAUGACCAAAAUGUUACCAGAUUAUAUUAUUAUUGAUUAUAAUUAUUACCUUUCUGUAUACCUUUCCUUAUAAUGAUUAUUACUACAUGUUGAAGCAUGACUUGCCCCCCCCCCCCAAAAAAAAAUGAAAAUGCUGUAAAUCUUUAGAUAUUUUAAAGAUAAACCAAAACGUAUUUUUGUAAUCAAUCCAUUGUUUGAAAAUGUUUGAUUUGUUUUCUGUGUAUCAACUGUGUGAGUAAUAAUGUUUGAGAUCCUCAAAGUCUUUCUUACUUCUCGUAUGAGUGCCAGUCACCGUGUCAUGGCCGAUUGCUCUGCCACACUAAAGCAGUCGCAUCAGUUCGCAGGCUUAUGCUUUUCUUCGUAUAGUAACGAUUCUGAUUAGUCGUGUAGCUUUGUGUCAAUCCUUAAGCUUUUUGUAAGUGGAGACACUAAUAUAAUGCCAAAACUUGUUAGUUCCUACUUGUCAUAAUACAAAAUGUACAUAAUAUUGUACUGCUACAAUUGGCUACUCAACUCCAACCCCUGAGAGAAUUGGGCUAUGGAGUUGAGCACCCCUGUUCCACACCAAAUAGCAGCCAUUUCAUCACGGUAAAUUGAUACCAGGCUAUAAUUAAGCAAUAAGGCCUGAGGGGGUGUGGUAUAUGGCCAUUAUGCGGAGUGCCUGGAUACAGCCCUUAGCCUUGGUAUACGGUCUGGUAUACCACUGCUUUCGGCCAAUCAGCUUUUCAGGGCUCGAACCACCCAGUUUAUUAUCCAAGAUAAUCAAUUUCAGAACCAUGCCAACAUUAAAAUCUGCAAUACAGUAUCUAGUCACCCUUAAGACAAAUGUGUGUCUUACGUAUGCAAUGCAGGAACGGAAAUUGUCAGUCCUGUGUACUUGCGUUGCGUUUGUACUUGCGGGAUAACACUAGCUAGGAUCAACAUUUUGCAAAGCUGUUUUGUAGUUCUUGUGUUGCCUCGGGUCUUGGGCUUUAUAGGAGACGUCCCAGGUCCAGAUGAAACCUACUCCUGGAUUGAAAAUAGGCUUCUAUUGGGGGACUCUAUUGAAAAUACUUUUUCAUCCUGGAGUAAGACUUUUCUUGGUCUGGUAUACCAGUCCUGUAAAUUAAUUGUAAACCAGGACUAUACAGACAAUACUGACCAAAGGCGUGUUUUUUUUUUUUUUUACUUAAAUCAGGGACGGGCAACUGGCGGCCGGCCCCCCUUUUGAAGGCCCUUGGAUCAUUACCCCCCCCCCCCCCCCCCCCCCCCCCUCUAAACUUGUUAUCAUGGUCCAGCUAAUUUUCCUCUCCGGCCCAUUGCAAAAUGAGGGGCAUUUUUUUUGUGUGGCCCCCACCCUUAACAAAGUUGUCCAUCCAUGACCUAGGUGGAUGAUUGGAAUAAAAAAUCAUGUUUCCUGUUUCACCGUUGUUCGCCGAGUAAUUGGUUAAAGACUGCAAUAUAGUUGGUUAUACGAGCUCUGUUCAUUCUGUGAAGCUUUAGGGGUUAAAGCCUUCCUUCUGGUGGUUCUUGUACUGUAAUCUCAAAAAAUAUACAUAUGCCGUCUUGUAUUUUCAUGUUAUGUCCAAUAAAUGAGUCAAAGAUCUCACACUGAACCAAGAGUGUAAUAAAAUAAAAAUGUCUAAUAUGGAAGUUGGGGGGGGGGGGGGGGGGGGGAUCUAUAAGGCAUUUACAAACGAAACGUCGAUGUGAGCAUCGUAAAUACAUCCAUGAAGUAAUAUUCCUUUUAACACAGACGCAAUUAACCUUCCAGUUCAUAAGAGUCACUGUGAGUGCCUAACAUAAAAUGGAUUGGCUGAUUGGUUGAUUGAACUCUAUUAGUCAUGUUAAAAUCAUGAGUUUGUAAGUGUUUUAGUGGAUGUGAUGUGAUAUAGUGUGUCCAUGGAAUAUUAAUCUCAAAAUAUUAAAUCCUUUAUGAAAUUAAAUAUUACCCAAGUUUUUACAAUACUUUCCCGCUCUCACCACUUUAAAAUAUUGUUAUUUUUUUUUUAUCCUUUUACCAGUUUGCAACGUGAAUUGACAAUAACGCUUAAUUGCAGCCAGUUUGCCAGGAUGUAUCUGGCAAAUGUUUUAGAACCAUAUUUUCUACAUGAUUUAAUGAUUUUACUACGUUAUCACACAUAUCGUUAUACCCAGAUAGACCCUGGCAAACUGGCUGCAAUAGCGUUAUUGUGAAGUCGAUUCACGUUGUAAACUGAGUAAAAUGAUUUAUUUUUUAACAAUAUUUUGUUAGCGACCCCCAAAAAAUAGACCUAUCUUAAAAUGGGGGGUUUUCUGGUUAUCUGACCAGAUAACAACUAAAAUAUGAUGAUAUCGUAUCUUUACUUGGUUGUAAUCUGGUUAUGUGACGCGUACAACCAGUUAAAACAGUUUAAAACCAGAAGAUGUCUCCAUUAUAACGUCGCAUGCCACAUUUUACCCAUUGGGAUGAUCAACUGUAAAUCAGAGUGAGAGUGAAAUAUAAGAAAGGAAAGUACAUAUUUUUUUCACCCCGGUGUCACCUUUCAAGACGCAGCUGUUAUGUGAGUCGAAAUAAUCAUUCAGUAGCAUGUAAUUCCUUUGUUUUGAUGUCCUAAAGCUACCGUAGGACUAAAUGGCUGUUAUGUGCAUGUUUGGGGAUUUUUUUUAUUUUUAAUUUUUUUUCAAUGCAUACUGUUGAUAUUCAUGUUUUGCCAAUGUGAGGAGAAUACAUAUUUCAGUGAAUUGCAGGGGUUGUUUGAAAUUUUUAUUGUUAAAACCAAAAAAAGAUAAGAAAAGUUAUGAAAAUGAAGAUGUAAAAUGAAGAUGUUCAGGGCAUCAGCCAUUAAAGAUUGAUGUUGCCA